Messenger RNA from Hyphopichia burtonii NRRL Y-1933, 1053 nucleotides. RefSeq names its product putative pyridoxal reductase. Gene Ontology annotation, cellular component: cytoplasm. The transcript has a single exon. The coding region runs from base 1 to 1053 and encodes 350 amino acids. Lineage: Eukaryota; Fungi; Ascomycota; Pichiomycetes; Serinales; Debaryomycetaceae. The record is from RefSeq and is a predicted model, not a curated record.
AUGAGUUUCAAGCCGGUUGAACUUCACGAUAAACUCAGUUAUGGUACUAUGACCCUUACUGCUACGCCAGAACCAAAACCAAUUGAAACAAAUGUGGAAACUGUUCAGUAUGUAGUUGAUAAGUUUAAUGUUAAUUUUAUUAACUGGGGGGAGUAUUACGAUCAGACCCUUGAUGGACCUGCUAAUUUGGUCCUCAUGAGAAAGUUUUUGGAGUCAAAUGACAAUGAAACAAAUAGAAAGUUGGUGUUUUCAAUCAUAGGUAGUUACAAAAUGAUAGGACAUAAGCCACAAGGAUCCAAGGAAGGUAUCACUGCGUCAAUUAAGAAUAUUUUGAGCUAUUUUCCUCAAGAUAAGUUUGAAAGACCCAAAAUUUUAUUUGGAGCUGCUAGAAGAGAUCUUGAAAUUCCGUAUGAAAAGACCAUUGAGUACAUUGCUGAUUUCGUUAAAUCUGGUGAUAUUGACGGGAUUUGUCUUUCUGAAGUAGGUGCCGAAUCAAUUAGGAAAGCCGUUGGUGUAUUCCCAAUUUCUGCCGUUGAAUUAGAAUUAUCUUUAACUUGUCAAGAUUUAAUCUAUAAUGGUGUUUUAGAAGAAUUGGCUAAACAGCAAAUUCCAAUUUUUGCCUAUUCUCCAAUCGCCAAAGGUAUUCUUACCGAUUAUACUGUUGAAAAUAGUGAAUCCUUCCUUGAUUCACUCCAUGAAAAAGAUUUUAGACGUCAUUUCGAUAAAUUCCAACCAGAAAACUAUAAGCACAAUUUACAAGUGGUUAAGAAAUUGUAUGACUUUGCUCACAAUAAGAAGAACACUUCUUUGGAAUCAUUAGCCUUAUCGUGGAUCUUGAAACUUUCCGAAUUACCUGAAUUCGAAGGUAUCAAAAAUCUCCCCAAGAUUAUCCCAGUUCCAGGUGGUAGUACUAUCGAAAAAAUGGAUAAAAACUUCGGUAAUAUCGUGGAAUUGUCCGAUGCUGAUUUGGCAGAAAUUCAAAGUAUUACCAAAGGUUUUGAAGUUAAAGGAGUCAGAUAUAAUGAACGCACAGAAGCUUUACUUUUUGCUUGA